Molecule: messenger RNA, 3100 nt
Organism: Cheilinus undulatus (humphead wrasse)
Lineage: Eukaryota; Metazoa; Chordata; Actinopteri; Labriformes; Labridae
Gene: ccr10
Product: chemokine (C-C motif) receptor 10
Exons: 3
Coding region: 26-1261 (411 amino acids)
Biological process (GO): immune response; G protein-coupled receptor signaling pathway
Cellular component (GO): membrane
Molecular function (GO): G protein-coupled receptor activity
Source: RefSeq, a predicted model, not a curated record
GGAACUCAGGAGGAGGACUUAGAACAUGCUCAACACCUCAAACAACACAGACUACUGUCAUCUGCAACUACAACUACUCUACAAAUUCACUGAAAUAUUCACAAUGGAUUUUAUCCAUGAUGGCGACUACUAUGACUUUGAGUCAGGCAAUGACAACUUUUCAUUGUGGAAUAUGACAAACACCAGUGACCCCACUGACUACGACUCAUACUGGUGUGAGGCUGAUGAAGAGCAAGAGUUUAUCAUCAAAACCUUCCAGACAUGUGUUUUCUGCCUCAUCUUCCUGCUGGGCAUUGUGGGAAACAGCCUGGUGAUCACCACCUUUGCUCUGUACCGCCGCUUUCAUCUUCGCUCCGUGACCGACGUCUUCCUGUUCCACUUGGCGCUGGCUGACCUCCUCCUCCUCCUCACCCUCCCUUCUCAGGCGGUCUACACUAACCUGGGCUGGAUCCUCCCCACUUUCCUCUGCAAGGCCAUGCGUGCAUGCUAUGCUAUCAACACAUACAGUGGGCUUUUUCUUUUGGCCUGCAUCAGCAUCGACCGCUACAUGGUGGUGGCGCGGGCGCAGGAGAUGCUCAGGCUGCGCAGUCAGAUUUUAACCUGCGGGAAAGUUGCGGCUGUAGGUGUAUGGGUUGUUGCAGUGCUCCUCAGUGUGCCGGAGAUCGUCUACUCUGGGGUGUUAGGGUCUGGCAGUGAGGCUUAUUGCGGUAUGGUGAUGAGUGGACGAGUGAAAAUGGCAACCAAUGGAGCCAUCAUUGCUGUCUUCUGCUUGUCUCUCUUCAUCAUGGUGGCAUGCUACUCUUCAAUCGCUUAUGUCCUGUGGGAGGGGCAUGCAAACAGGCGAGGGAAAGGGUGGCAUCGUCAGCGUACACUGAAGCUGAUGGUGGCUCUGGUGCUGGUGUUUCUUGUGUUCCAGUUGCCGUACACCAUAGUGCUCUCACAGAAAAUCGCUGGUCAAUUCUGCGAUCAUCUGUUGGAGUACAUCACCUGCACGCUGGCGUUCACCCGCUGCUGCCUCAACCCCAUCCUGUACGCCCUGGUAGGCGUGCGCUUUCGUAAAGACGUGUUGAGGCUCCUCAAUGAUUCAGGCUGCCGCUGUGGGCUCCAGCUGGCGCCACAGUCAGUCAGCUCCACCUCCAUGUCGCCCUCUUCACCUGCACUCACGAUGCUUACAGGUUGUUCUCCAACUUCUCCCGAACGCAGUUACUCCAGCAACGACACAGUGCCUUCAACCAAAUUUCAGUUUCCAGGAAUCAAAUAAGACUUUCUGGAGUGGACUAAAAGCUUUUAGCUGUUGAUGUAUUUGAUGACCGACCAGUUUACUUUUAAGUAAAAUUUAGUUAAACAGUACAGAAACUUUCAACAGGGAUUUUUUUUAUUCCAUUUUCACAGAACACCCAGUCACCUACUUUCAGCACUUUUAACUUUGGCAGUGGGCUGUUGUUCUCUCCCACUAAGAUCUUAUGGCUCUAGUUCACACACCAGACUCAAGCUCAAAAGAAGCCAGGUGUUUUUUUUGCACUGUUUUGUCAUUAAGACCCUUAAACACUCAAAAACAGGGUUUUAAAUACCAAAUGCCACUUUAAAUCAUGAGACGUGCAUUGGCAAGUACAUCAAAAAGGAAAUUUGACGGUGAAAUUUCAAAACAUACUUUGGAGGUUCACUGUCUAUUCAUAUUUUUAAUGCUGAUGUUAUUAGAUCAUUUAAAUUCAGAUAGAGACAUAGAAAUUGAACGAGAUGAAAUUUAUUUUGCCCAAACUAGAUACACCGGAUUUCACCUACCAAAGGUUGGUUAAUUUUUUUUAUUAAUAUGCAAACCUGCAAACCAAGGUGUUUUGAUGGCAUUUUCAAUAUGUAGGUCACUGUCCUAAUUUUUCACCCUUUUAAACCAAGAAUAUGUAUUUAUUUUCAAGCCUAUGAUGAAAUGAAGUCACCAGAGCUUUGAUGCAGCAGUCAUAAGGUUUUUUUUUUUUAAAGCUUGCUGCUUUUGACACAUUUCAGAUGUUGCUCACAAGUCUUGAGGUUUUGGUCACACUUUGUUUGUUUGGUCUGAAGUUGUUUUUCAGUAGUCAGGUGACACACUGCAGCCGUCAGGGGCACGUUUGUGUAACCAAAACCACAACCCCAGGACCAGCAGUGGCAUUUUUCUGUUUCCAGGAACUUAAAUCCACUUGAAGACUUUCAUUCCACUGCUAGUAGAGGUUUAUGUUCAGGAUUCAGGAGACUUUCUACCAUAAUCUUUGAGUCUUUUGACUAAAGGCAGCAAUUCCAUUCAGUAUUUUCUUUAUGUCUAUGAUUAGAUUUACUUCAAGGUACCAUGCAAGAUAUCACUAUUUUAAUUUCCCAUUUAACUAUAAUAAUUGUUUUUAAGAAAGACUUAUAUUCAGUCAUUUUGUUAGAUGGUUUCUUGUCUUUAAUGACUACUUAAAUAAAUUGUGCUGUCUGCUUUUCUGGUGGUCAUUUUAUUUGACUAGAAUGACAUUUUCUACCCUGUCAUACUAGCAGUAUUAGUCACCCACACAGUCACCUAUACAGUAGCUCUUAAAAGUCAACACUUUGCUGUUACAGUGCCACAUUAUUGGGGUGUAAAAAUGAGACAAGGAGGUAUAAUAUCACAGUUUUUGCUCUUUUAACAAAUACAAUUCAAAAUAAAAAAUAAAGAAUCUUUUAGUAGAAACUGAUAGAAAAAUAGAAAACUGUUUGUAAAGAUAUUAUGCUUAAUAUAUAGGCCAGCCCUACAUUAUGCUUUGAAUGGGAGGAAUGAGAAUACCAGAGUGAUAUACAGUGCCUCUUUUCACUUAGAACGUGUCUUUGAAUCAUCUCUUGUGAAUUUUACCCAGUGGUUCCUGAACUUUUCCUGCUGUGGCCCCCCUUUGGUACAUAAAAAUGGUUUGAAGCCCCGCUAGACUUAACCCUACACAUCAACACAUGAAUGUAUUUCAAAACACAAAAACAUAUGUCACACAGGCAGGAUGUGGUAACGGGAUGGAGUGUGGCUUUUUUUGUAAUCCCAUCAUUGUAUGUGAAAACAAGACAGAACUCGUCAUAUUUUCUUCUCUUGGUUUCAGUAUUUGUGGUGUCUGCUGUAGAUUCAUUUUUA